GAAAGCUUCGCCAGCCUCCUCGGCUCCCGGCCCUGCUUGAAGGCAGAGCGUGGCUGAGUUUUGUGACACGAAAUCGGCGGCGGCUGUUGGGCCGGCCCGGAUUUUUCGCCGCCAUGAGCCGGAGCUAUAACGAUGAGCUGCAAUAUCUGGAUAAGCUGGACAAGAACUCUUGGCGCAUCAAGAAGGGCUUCGUGCCCAACAUGCACGUGGAAGGUGUGUUCUACGUGAAUGAUCCUUUAGAGAAGCUGAUGUUUGAAGAGUUAAGGAACUCUUGUCGAGGGGGAGGUGCUGGUGGCUUUCUGCCAGCCAUGAAGCAAAUUGGAAAUGUGGCUGCGCUGCCUGGCAUCAUCCAUAGAUCUAUAGGGCUUCCUGAUGUCCAUUCUGGCUAUGGGUUUGCCAUCGGUAACAUGGCUGCCUUUGAUAUGAAUGACCCAGAAGCAGUGGUAUCUCCAGGUGGUGUCGGCUUUGACAUCAACUGCGGUGUCCGGCUGUUGCGUACCAACCUUGAUGAGUGUGAUGUCCAGCCUGUGAAAGAGCAGCUGGCCCAGUCCAUGUUUGACCACAUUCCUGUUGGCGUAGGAUCCAAGGGCGUUAUUCCCAUGAACGCCAAGGAUUUAGAAGAGGCUCUGGAGAUGGGAGUGGACUGGUCCCUGCGUGAGGGUUAUGCCUGGGCUGAGGAUAAAGAGCAUUGUGAAGAAUAUGGGAGGAUGCUGCAGGCUGAUCCAAAUAAAGUCUCUGCAAGGGCUAAGAAAAGGGGGUUACCCCAGCUGGGGACUCUGGGAGCAGGAAACCAUUACGCUGAGAUUCAGGUUGUGGAUGAAAUUUAUAACGAGUACGCAGCCCGGAAGAUGGGCAUAGACCACAAGGGGCAAGUGUGUGUGAUGAUCCAUAGUGGCAGCAGAGGCCUGGGCCACCAAGUAGCUACAGAUGCCCUUGUGGCUAUGGAAAAAGCGAUGAAACGGGACAAGAUCAUCGUGAAUGACCGCCAGCUGGCUUGUGCCAGGAUUGCUUCCCAAGAGGGGCAGGAUUACUUGAAGGGAAUGGCAGCAGCUGGAAACUAUGCCUGGGUCAAUCGUUCUUCCAUGACUUUCCUCACUAGGCAGGCUUUUGCAAAAGUCUUCAAUACUACCCCUGACGAUCUGGAUAUGCACGUGAUCUAUGAUGUAUCUCACAACAUUGCUAAAGUAGAGCAGCACGUGGUGGAUGGGAAAGAGCGGACCCUGUUGGUGCACAGGAAAGGAUCGACCCGGGCUUUCCCUCCUCAUCAUCCCCUCAUCGCUGUUGAUUACCAAUUGACUGGUCAGCCAGUGCUGAUUGGUGGAACUAUGGGAACGUGUAGCUAUGUCCUUACUGGUACAGAACAAGGCAUGACAGAAACUUUUGGGACCACCUGUCAUGGUGCGGGCCGUGCACUGUCCCGAGCUAAAUCGCGACGCAACUUGGAUUUCCAGGACGUGUUAGACAAGCUGGCCGACAUGGGGAUUGCUAUCCGUGUUGCCUCUCCAAAACUGGUCAUGGAAGAAGCACCUGAAUCUUACAAGAACGUGACAGAUGUCGUUAACACCUGCCAUGCAGCUGGCAUCAGCAAGAAAGCCAUUAAACUGAGACCCAUUGCAGUUAUCAAAGGCUAGAGAAAUUGACCAGAAUUAUCAGUAUCCAAGAUCUUUUUGCGACCUUCAGUGCUUGGUGACUGUAUUCUCUGUCUAGGUGGAGACAUCAACUGACAUAGAUUCUUUUUGUUGUUGGAACUCAUGGAAGUAAGAAGUGUCCAGAAAAUGUUCUUUGUUCUGAGAAAAGGGAUAAGCCAAGACAUGUUGCCUUCUUAUUUUAUGGAGUGAUAACUGAAACUAAUUGAAUUUCUUUUAGCAGAGUGUUGAAGAAUGGUCUUUACCUUUGCAGUUGACUUGCACUCUCCGUACAGUUAAUACACCUGUAUCCAAUUCUAUCAUUCUCUUCCUCUGAAUUGUGGGGAAAUGUUUUUUGAGGGAAAUGUUCUUGAUGUAAACCAAGUACCUCUGCUUCAAGACUGAAAUAUGACUAUAACUAUGACCUUAUUUCAGCUAUCAACAGAUGCUCCAAACAGUUGAAAGAGAAGUUUUGCAUGCUUGAGUUACAAGAUUGCCACUCAUCCAUGUGACUUGGAUAGUUGCCACACGUAAAAGUCCUUGAUCAGAUAGGUGCAUUGUGACUCUCUGUGCUAAUAGAAGAGGCUGUUGUCUGAGGGUAAGUUAUUUUGCCCCAUGGCAUGUCCCAGGGUAUACUAAGCAGUGUGUACCUCAUGCCACAUAAUCUAAUAGUGACUGUGGCACAGGUAUUGCUCUGGUGCAAUGCUUUUCUGUAUAUGUCAGUGACACCUAUGGUUAAUCCGUUAGCAGGUGCGGUCUGGCUGUUGAAAGGACUAUGGCACACUAUGAUUUUAGGAUAGCAGUGGUGAUGGAUUGAUGGGAUCUGGACCACGAGUAUGACUUUGACACUGGCAAAGUCUUUUGUCCUUUUGCAUUUGAUUGAAAUCCUGGAAGUGGCUUACCAGAACAGAGGUCUUGAAACUUCUGAAUAAAAUGGAGAAGACAAGACGGUCAA
Molecule: messenger RNA, 2580 nt
Organism: Eublepharis macularius
Lineage: Eukaryota; Metazoa; Chordata; Lepidosauria; Squamata; Eublepharidae
Gene: RTCB
Product: RNA 2',3'-cyclic phosphate and 5'-OH ligase
Exons: 12
Coding region: 114-1631 (505 amino acids)
Biological process (GO): tRNA splicing, via endonucleolytic cleavage and ligation
Cellular component (GO): nucleus; tRNA-splicing ligase complex
Molecular function (GO): RNA ligase (ATP) activity
Source: RefSeq, a predicted model, not a curated record